Messenger RNA from Stereum hirsutum FP-91666 SS1, 396 nucleotides. RefSeq lists its product as uncharacterized. NCBI's taxonomy places the organism in Eukaryota, Fungi, Basidiomycota, Agaricomycetes, Russulales, Stereaceae. Bases 1 to 396 code for a protein of 131 amino acids. The transcript is spliced from 3 exons. The record is from RefSeq and is a predicted model, not a curated record.
AUGGCAAAUCCUCCAGAUAAUUAUUCUGGGCAGAAGGCAUCAUUUGAGUGCCACUUUAUCAAAGUCGCCUCGCGCAAGACAGAUGCCAGUCGAGAAGGGUUCUUAUUGGAAUGGAGAAUAAGCUAUGCACAGUACCCGUACAUUGAAUAUAUAUAUGGGCGGACGAUGGUGACAGAGUUGAUAACUUUUGAGAUAUUGCAAACCAAAUGGAAGAUUAUGUGCGAGGGCACGGUGCCUCCUAUGUCGGUGGUCGUAGAAAAAAAGAAAAGCGGUUGUUCGUGGGCCCCCGGUGUGACCAAAAAGGAAUCCGAGGAACGGGUGAGGAGCGAGGGGGUAGAGUGCGAGGCAGGAGAGAUCAAGGGAACGGGCAAAGAGUGGUUGUUAGGGGGCGGCUGA